Molecule: messenger RNA, 1227 nt
Organism: Polypterus senegalus (gray bichir)
Lineage: Eukaryota; Metazoa; Chordata; Cladistia; Polypteriformes; Polypteridae
Gene: hormad1
Product: HORMA domain containing 1
Exons: 13
Coding region: 1-1227 (408 amino acids)
Source: RefSeq, a predicted model, not a curated record
AUGGCAACAGUGCAGCUGCAAAGAAAUUCAGUGAAUACAGUGGUUUUUCCACCAGUGGUUGAAACGCAGCAGCAGUCUCUAAUGCUUGUGAAAAGACUUCUGGCAGUAGCCAUUUCAUCUAUCACAUACCUAAGAGGACUGUUUCCAGAACGAGCCUAUGGGACUAAAUAUGUGGAAGAUCUGUGUGUAAAAAUUCUUAAGCAAGAUAAAUCAUGUCCAGGAUCUUCACAAAUAGUAAAAUGGAUGUUGGGUUGUUAUGAUGCUCUGCAAAAGAAAUAUGCUUUGUCCCAGAGGAUUUGCAUUCGAGCUUCUAUAGUAGUGUUCUGGAAAUUGCGCACCUUAGUCUUGACGGUCAUCACUGAGUGUUAUCAGUUUAGAUUUAAAUACACAGAAGAAGGACCUGUUGUUAAUUGUGGAAGCUUUGAAAAUACAGAAGCCAGGGUGACCUCUGCUGAUACAAAAAAGGCCUGCAUUCUCUUGAUUCGCAAACUUUAUGUGUUAAUGCAAAAUUUAGGACCCUUGCCUAGUGAAAUCUCUUUAACUAUGAAGCUUUUUUACUACGAUGAAGUGACUCCACAAGACUAUCAGCCUCCUGGAUUUAAGGAAGGAGAAAAUGAUGACAUGGUAUUUGAAGGCAUGCCAGUGCAACUGAUGGUAGGAGAUGUUUCCACACCCUUCCAUACUCUAAAGCUCAAGAUAACAACAGAGAGCAAUCGCCUAGAAAAUGUGAUGCACAGUGACCUUAACACAAAUAAGUCCAAGCAAAUGAUGGAGCUUGACAAAGAAGAGGAAUUCAGCACACAAGACAGCAACAUAAGCAUCCGACAAGAACAGUUUCCAGUGAUGGAUAAGCUAAACAACAACACAACCAACAAGACAGCAUGUGAAAAGAAAGAGAACCCUGAGAAAAUGUUGUUCGGACACGUUGCAACAACGCCAGAACCUUCCUUCACCAAGUCUGGAAUGGAGAGGAAGAAGGGCAAGCAGAACAGCAUCGCCAGCGGAAGAGCCAUGCUCGCAAUGGCCGACGCUCGGGAGGAGUCACGGAGCAGCCUUACAAGUCUGGAGAAGCAUCCAGGAAUCAACGAUCGCUCUAAGGCUCCGCGGGAAAAAGAAGACUGUUCCGAAGACGAUGGCAUGCUCCUGUUCGAGCCAGAGCGCAUGGAAGAAGACUUCCGCAUGUCGGCGGCCGGCGAGGGACACAGCAUCAACCCCGGUGCUUUCUAG